AUGCUGUCUGUAGAAAAAGAAGUAGAUGUGCUGCUACGUUAUUUCAUCUUGGAGUAUGACCUCUGUCAAAUCAAUUUGAAAGUCUGGAGCAGAGAGGGCACUGGUCAGAGGGAGCAGCAGGAGCUGGAUAUAUUAGUGCUCACUGAAGGAAGAAACAUCUGCUCAGUAUGCAAGUCAUUCAUCUCAGGUUUCUGCUUAUUGUACAGUAAAGAAAUAGUGCAUACACAGAAGACAGAACAAAUGUUUUCCAGAUCCAUUCUAAUGGUGAUUCUCUGGCUUAGCCUUUUUGUGCUUCAGUCUGAUACCUCAGGCAAGAUGAUGACUGUGACAGCCAAAGUAGGGGAUGAAGCUAAGCUUCCCUGCAACUCCAGAAUACGACCUGAAGACAUACACCUGCCGUCUCACUUUAUCUACUGGCAAAAACAAGUGGGAAAUGAAGAUCCCGAUCGAGUUGUGAUAUCCUAUGCACAAGGCACAGAAGAACAUGAUAGGAAGCACGCACAUUACGGAAAUAGGACCAAGAUGAAUGAGAAAAAUUUUACACUUUCAAUCUCCUCUGUGAAAGUAUCAGAUGAGGGCAAAUAUUGGUGUGUAAUUCUAAAGAAUGGGAAAAAAGGUGACGGGUUUAUCAACUUAUCUGUGGUGGCUCAUUUUAGCAAGCCUGCCAUAUAUGCCGAGACACCUCCUAAUACCUGUGGCCCCACUCAGUUGACACUGAACUGUUCUUCUUACGGAGGAUAUCCAGCACCUAAGAUGCUUGUAUCCAUCAAUAAUGUCACUGUGGAAUGGAAUUAUACUGUGACAUUUGACAAUCAGACUGAACUUUAUAAUGUUACCGGCCAAAUGCAGAUCAACAUGACUGAAGACAUCUUUGUCCAAUGCUUAGUUGUGUAUGCUGGAUUCGAGGAAUCUGUCAACCGCACCUGGUCUAUACAAAAGCAGUGUGCAUUGCCUCUACCACCUGCCUCACCUCCUCCACAUGGGAUCAUUCUGGCUUCCUCUGUAGUCUUCAUUUUUCUUUUAGCUGUGCUGAUAGUAGUCCUUCGACAGUGUGCCUGUAAGCAUUUGAGGUCCUCUCGCCCUAUCAGUGCUUUCCAGCCAGUGGCAACAAUUGAAAUGGCACCCCAGCAGAAACUCAAUAGGACAUCAGAAGAAGUAUCUUUCUAACCAUACAGACCU
This is a messenger RNA of Sceloporus undulatus (fence lizard), 1179 nucleotides long. Its product is annotated as T-lymphocyte activation antigen CD80-like. Gene Ontology annotation, biological process: T cell costimulation; negative regulation of T cell proliferation; positive regulation of T cell proliferation. NCBI's taxonomy places the organism in Eukaryota, Metazoa, Chordata, Lepidosauria, Squamata, Phrynosomatidae. The transcript is spliced from 8 exons. The coding region runs from base 1 to 1167 and encodes 388 amino acids. The record is from RefSeq and is a predicted model, not a curated record. Gene Ontology annotation, cellular component: external side of plasma membrane.